Molecule: messenger RNA, 1464 nt
Organism: Penicillium diatomitis
Lineage: Eukaryota; Fungi; Ascomycota; Eurotiomycetes; Eurotiales; Aspergillaceae
Exons: 3
Coding region: 1-1464 (487 amino acids)
Biological process (GO): transmembrane transport
Cellular component (GO): membrane
Molecular function (GO): transmembrane transporter activity
Source: RefSeq, a predicted model, not a curated record
AUGGCAGACGACAUUUCAAGGGGAAAUCACAAGGACAAUCACAAUCACACCAAUCACCAUCAUGACCGGAUUGACCUCGACGUCGAAAAGGAGCGCAUCGAGAGCUGCGAACAUGUGGUGGAGAUGCAAAAUCCCAACGUGGUGCCUCACAUCGACCCGGCCCGUCGUGCCGUGGUCGAGAAGAGCCUCAUGCGAAAGCUAGACGCGCGAUGCAGUCUCUUCGUGCUCAUUUAUAUCAUGAACUACCUCGACCGUAACAACAUCUCAGCGGCCCGUCUCAAGGGACUGCAGAAAGAUCUCUCCUUGACGGAUACACAGUACUCGACCUGUCUAAGUAUCCUCUACGUCGGAUACAUUCUGAUGCAAGUCCCCUCCAACAUGUUCAUCAACCGCAUUCAGCGGCCCUCGUUGUACAUUGCCGUUUCCAUGACUCUCUGGGGAUUGAUCUCCACGUGUUCGGGUCUGGCAGGAAACUUUGGCCAUAUGGUGGCCAUUCGCUUCUUGCUGGGCUUCGUCGAGGCCGCCUUCUUGCCGGGGGCUCUGCUCAUCUUGUCCAAGUGGUAUACCCGUCGCGAACUGACAACCCGUAACGCGCUGCUCUUCUGCGGUAACCUCAUUUCCAACGCCUUUUCAUCUCUCGUCGCGGCCGGUGUGCUGUCCAACAUGGAAGGCACUUUGGGCCAUGCCGCCUGGCGAUGGCUCUUCUGGAUCGAAGGUGCCGUGACCAUGACCAUUGCCAUUUCGGCCGCGUUCAUCUUGCCUGAUUUGCCCACCAACUCGCGUGGCUUUACUGAGGAGGAGCUCCUCGUUGCGCAGCUGCGAAUCCUGGAGGACGUGGGCGAGGCCGAUACGGACUCGGAGGAGCAAAGUGCCUUUAGCGGUCUGAUCAUGGCUCUGAAGGAUUUCAAGAUCUACUUGAUGAUGCUGGCUUUUACUGCCUACGUUAUUGGAUUGUCCUUCAAUGCCUUCUUCCCCACUCUUACCGGCACUCUUGGCUUCUCCUACGUGCCCACUCUCCUGAUGAGUGCACCCCCAUGGGUCUUCUCCUGUCUUUUCUCCGUGCUCAACGCCUGGCACGCCGAUCGCACCCAAGAAAAGCUCCUCCUUCCCGCGACCCCCGCCAAGCGGGCCGUCGCCCUCGCCCUCAUCAACGCCUUCAGUCAGCUUGGCAACGUGGCGGGCUCGUACGUCUGGGACCUCAAGGAGAACGGCUACCGGAAGAGCUACGGCAUUGUGACGGCCAUGUAUGGCGUCACCAUGAUUGGGUUCUGGCUGUUCCGUAUGAUCCUGGUCAAUUUGAAUACCAAGUUGGAGAAGCAGGAGAUGGAGUGGGAUGCGGAGCAUCCUCCUGCGCAGGGUCAGCAGGGACGAGGUGCACAUGGAGCCGGAGAUGGGAAUGUGGUGUUUAUGGAUAGUGCGGAUGAAUCGCUGCAGAUGAGGAAGGGAUUUAGGUAUUUGAUUUGA